AUGGGUAGGGGUCCGAUUGCGCCAAAUAAGGACGCUAGAACACCAAAGGAUGAUGAAUAUGAGUUGAAUACUCCAUCUAGGCUCCUCAAUGCGGCCAAUGAAGGCACCUUAGCACCCGCGAAGGACACCUCGCCUAGCAAUCUUGAUCCAACGUGCACUGAUAUUCUCUUUCCGAACUACGUGAACAUGGUGGAGAUAACGCCCAUGCUGGUGAGCGCCAACGCUGCUGCUGCAGCAACCGUAAUUGAAGUCGUUAGCAAAAGCGCCGGCCAAACUCCGGCUGCGAUCUUUGAGCGCCUAAGCAGCGGAUGCAUGCUACUUGUCCAUACGUUCUCCCAAGACGUAAACACUACUACUUUCGCUGGUGUAUUGACAAUAGACCGUACAUCGAGCGUCGACCACGGUGAAACAGGAGAGAGCAUUGCAAUCCAGCUGAAGCCCGUUGAAGCAAUGACCCAAUAA
Molecule: messenger RNA, 462 nt
Organism: Tilletiaria anomala UBC 951
Lineage: Eukaryota; Fungi; Basidiomycota; Exobasidiomycetes; Georgefischeriales; Tilletiariaceae
Exons: 5
Coding region: 1-462 (153 amino acids)
Source: RefSeq, a predicted model, not a curated record